Molecule: messenger RNA, 2128 nt
Organism: Syngnathus acus (greater pipefish)
Lineage: Eukaryota; Metazoa; Chordata; Actinopteri; Syngnathiformes; Syngnathidae
Gene: hacl1
Product: 2-hydroxyacyl-CoA lyase 1
Exons: 17
Coding region: 109-1815 (568 amino acids)
Biological process (GO): fatty acid alpha-oxidation
Cellular component (GO): peroxisome
Molecular function (GO): thiamine pyrophosphate binding; magnesium ion binding; catalytic activity
Source: RefSeq, a predicted model, not a curated record
UUUAAAACGGGGCAACCUGUACAACUAACCUACUUUCCGACUGCCAUUACUUACGAGAUAAAGAUUACACUUUGAACUUUUGGAAGAGCUUUUAGUUUCUGGACAACCAUGGACGAAGUGACAGGAGCUCAGCUUAUUGCUGAGUCUCUUAUGAAUCAGAAAGUGGAAUACAUGUUUGGGAUCGUCGGUGUUCCUGUCAUUGAGGUAGCAAUGGCUGCUCAGGCUGCAGGGAUCAAAUACAUUGGCAUGCGCAAUGAACAAGCGGCCUGUUAUGCUGCCUCUGCCAUUGGAUACCUGACUGGGAGACCAGGUGCUUGCCUGGUGGUGUCAGGACCAGGACUCAUUCAUGCUCUGGGUGGAAUGGCCAACUCCAACAUGAACUGCUGGCCAGUGGUUGUUAUCGGGGGAUCUUCAGAUAGAAGCCAAGAGACUGCAGGAGCCUUUCAAGAGUUUCCACAGGUGGAAGCGUGUCGCCUGUAUAGCAAAUUCUCAGCAAGGCCAAGUAAUCUUGAAGCCAUCCCUUCCGUGAUUGAGAAGGCUGUUCGCACAAGCAUGUAUGGGCGUCCAGGCGCUUGUUAUGUGGACAUUGCAGGAGACAUGGUGAAUGCCAAAGUGGACCGAAGCAGAGUCAGGUUUGUCCACUGUUGUCCACCUUCUCCCAUUUGUCUGGCCGACCACAAUGCAGUGUUGGAGGCCAUCACUGUCUUGAAAUCAGCUAAAAGGCCUUUGGUCAUCAUUGGCAAAGGUGCAGCCUACGGUCGAGCAGAAGCCGCUUUGAGAGACUUUGUGGAAUUGAGCCAACUGCCCUUCCUUCCGACCCCCAUGGGGAAAGGAGUGCUGCCUGAUGAUCACCCCAAAUGUGUGGGGGCUGCACGCUCGAGAGCUCUUCUCCAGACAGAUGUCGUGCUUCUUCUUGGAGCACGACUCAACUGGAUGCUCCAUUUUGGUCUGCCACCGAGAUUUGACCCAAAUGUCAAAAUCAUUCAGGUUGACCUUUGCCCUGAGGAGAUGGGAAACAAUGUGAGGCCUGCUGUUGCUCUCCUGGGGGACAUCAAUGCGGUCGUCACUCAGUUACGGGAGUGUCUUAUUAAAGAUGGCUGGAAGUAUCCUUCUGACACAAAAUGGUGGAGUAGCCUAAAAGAGAAAAUGACCAGUAAUGCCAAAAUAUCAAAUGCGCUAGCUCUCCCCUCAACGAUACCCAUGAACUACUACACGGUGUUUCACCACAUCUCACAGCUGCUGCCACGCGACUGCAUCAUUGUCAGCGAGGGCGCCAACACCAUGGACAUUGGACGCACUAUGUUGAAUAAUUACUUGCCUCGUCACAGGCUGGAUGCGGGAACAUUCGGAACAAUGGGAGUGGGCCCCGGUUUUGCAAUAGCUGCAGCUGUCGUCGAGAGGACCGAGAAUAAGGGCCGAAGGAUUGUCUGUGUGGAAGGCGAUAGUGCCUUUGGAUUUUCCGGCAUGGAGGUUGAAACCAUGUGCAGAUAUAACCUACCUAUAGUUGUGAUUGUUGUGAAUAACAACGGUAUAUACAGCGGAGUUGACCCUGAGACGUGGAAAGAAAUGGCAAAAAUGGGGGAUCUGACCAGCAUAGCGCCCCCCGUGACCCUCCUCCCCGAGGCCCGCUACGACCAGGUGAUGACAGCAUUUGGCGGGCGUGGUUUCUUGGUGAGGUCGGCGGAGGAACUGUGUAACGCUUUGCAGCUCAGCUUGAGUGACUGGGAACGACCAAGUCUUCUCAAUGUGCUCAUCGACCCUUCCUCUGACAGAAAGCAACAGGAGUUCCCUUGGCUCACCCGUUCCAACCUGUAGAAGGAAAGUGAUUUUUUUUUCUGUUUCUUCAUAACUGACUGAAGGUUUUUCUAUUAAGACCAUAGUGACGACAAGCGGUUUAGACAAUGAAUUAAUUAAUGAAAAAGAAAAAAAAGGAAAGCUCAAGAGCUUCUGGUUCUACCUACUGGUGCAUAAUGCAUUGCAGUCAUUUAAAAAAUGUGUAAUUUAGGGCAGCUUUGUCACAAAGCUUACAUUGAGUACGUGACUAAUCAAUUUUCUUGUCAAAAAUGUAUGCCUUGAACAGAACAACUGUACUAAUGAUGAAGGUGGUGUCUAUAUAUAGUAAUAACAU